Messenger RNA from Telopea speciosissima, 821 nucleotides. Its product is annotated as transcription factor MUTE-like. Bases 52 to 648 code for a protein of 198 amino acids. Gene Ontology annotation, biological process: positive regulation of DNA-templated transcription; stomatal complex development; guard cell differentiation. NCBI's taxonomy places the organism in Eukaryota, Viridiplantae, Streptophyta, Magnoliopsida, Proteales, Proteaceae. The transcript is spliced from 3 exons. Gene Ontology annotation, cellular component: nucleus. Gene Ontology annotation, molecular function: DNA-binding transcription factor activity; protein dimerization activity. The record is from RefSeq and is a predicted model, not a curated record.
AAAGAUCGAACACCAAAAAGAGACUUGAGGAAUUUUGUCACCAGAAAAAACAUGGCCCAUAUAGCUGUUGAGAGGAACAGGAGAAGGCAAAUGAACGAGAAUCUCAGGGCUUUACGCUCUUUGACUCCAUGCUUCUAUAUUAAAAGGGGCGACCAAGCAUCCAUCAUAGGAGGAGUAAUAGAAUUCAUCAAGGAAUUGCACCAGGUUCUUCAGUCUUUGGAAUCCAAGAAGAGAAGAAAGAGCUUAAGCCCUAGCCCUAGUCCUAGCCCAAGACCACAACUGCAACUAACUCAUCCUCCUCCUCUUCCUACUCCUGACAGUCCUUUUGGGCUUGAAAAUGUUAAAGAGUUGGGCGCGUGUUGCAAUUCUCAUGUUGCAGAUGUCGAGGCCAAGAUCUCUGGCUCCAAUGUUAUUCUUAGAACAAUAUCUAAGCGAAUCCCUGGACAAAUUUUGAAAAUAAUUAUUCUCUUGGAGAAACUUGGAUUUGAGAUCCUCCAUAUCAGCAUCAGUAGCAUGGAAGACACUGUCUUAUACUCCUUCAUUAUUCAGAUUGGGCUCGAAUGCCAGCUUAGUGUGGAGGAUCUAACAGUUGAAGUUCAACAGAGCUUCUGCCAAGAUGUUAUUUGCGUGAAUGAGAGAGCUUUGUAAGAUUGAUCAAACAUUUGUGAUAAUAAGAAAUUCUAUAACGCUUUAAUGUAGAGACAAUUCAUUUCAUGUUCAUACUUUAGAUAUUAAGUAGUGACAAAAAUUUUUUUGCUGUUCAUAGAUAUCCGAAGCUAAGCAUGGCCUUUUCGCAAGGAUGUUAAGCACUAGAAGAGAAA